CCACCGGAAACAGAUGGUGACCCAGGAUUCACACGAACGCUACGCGCUCAGCAAAAUAGUAUUGAGUUCGCCCCGAUCUUCUUGACGAGUCACACAGUCGCUUCGUUGUUUUUUCAUCCAAUUGCUGCCAGCGUCGUGAGUCUUGUGUAUAUAUAUGGACGUCAUUUGUAUUUCGAAGGAUAUAGUCGCAGCGCAGAUGACAGGUUACCUGGUUUUAAGUUGAGUACGAAUGCAUUGAAAGCGUUGAUUGUCAUGGGAGUGACCGGUGUAACCCUCGGUAGUCUGAAAUAUUACGCAGGAAUUGAUGUAAAGAAAUAUGCUUUUGAUGCAAUUUCAAAAUACUGGUCUUAAAAAACCGAAACAGGUUGUUGGUAGAUUGCAAAAUCAUCACUGAGAUCAAGAAAAUGUAUGACUUUGACCUGACAUUUUAACUGCACUUUCAUUGUGGCAGAAUGAGGGAGAGAGAGAGACACACACACACACACACAUACACACACACGAUUUUUUGUUUUCGCACGUAUUUGGAAACGUACUGAGUAUUCAAUACAAUAACACGUCAGGUAGGACAAAACAUCACUUUCCUGACGCAAACACAUCACAAUCACAAUAGAUAAAAUUGUGAAGUUAUGGAUAUUACCAUCGAAACCGACGUCUGCAAUUAAAGGAUCUGUUCAAAAUAAUGUGUAAUUAAAUAAGGACGCUAAUUUCUGCUUAUUCAAUUUUAUUGAAUACCUUUUACCGUGGCAAAUUGAAUAGUUUAAUUACCUUAUACAUUGAAAAUACCGCACCAAAGGAUGAUUUUUAUAUCGUAGUCGUCUUCCUAAGACCUACAGCAAUAAAAUGUAGCAAAACAUUAACAGUUGGAAAGAUACUUUCAAUAAACUUUUAUAGUGAGCCCUCUA
Molecule: messenger RNA, 902 nt
Organism: Anneissia japonica
Lineage: Eukaryota; Metazoa; Echinodermata; Crinoidea; Comatulida; Comatulidae
Product: microsomal glutathione S-transferase 2-like
Biological process (GO): leukotriene metabolic process
Cellular component (GO): nuclear envelope; membrane; endoplasmic reticulum
Molecular function (GO): glutathione transferase activity; glutathione peroxidase activity; enzyme activator activity
Source: RefSeq, a predicted model, not a curated record